Messenger RNA from Propithecus coquereli (Coquerel's sifaka), 2285 nucleotides. It is a transcript of the gene RAB3IL1, whose product is annotated as RAB3A interacting protein (rabin3)-like 1. NCBI's taxonomy places the organism in Eukaryota, Metazoa, Chordata, Mammalia, Primates, Indriidae. The record is from RefSeq and is a predicted model, not a curated record. Gene Ontology annotation, cellular component: Golgi to plasma membrane transport vesicle. Gene Ontology annotation, molecular function: guanyl-nucleotide exchange factor activity. Gene Ontology annotation, biological process: exocytosis. The coding region runs from base 187 to 1335 and encodes 382 amino acids. The transcript has 10 exons.
GCUGGGCCGGGGGCCGCGAGCCGGACGCAGACAGACCGACCCGGGCGACUGGCAGGACUGACAGGCGGCGGGCGGCCGGCCGGCCGGGGCGGAGUCGGCGGCGGGCGGGGACGCGGCGCGGGGCGGCGCAGGGAGGACGCGGCGGCGGCGCGGGGAACGGACGCCCGGGCGCCCCGAGGCGCCGGGAUGUGGAGCGGCCCGCCCCAGCCAGACCAGGGCCUCCCGCCGCCCCUCUCAGCUGUCCGGGUCCCCUGGAAGAGUGUGGGCCCCUGCAAAGGCCGCAGGGAGUCCCCAGGAGCCCUGGUGGAGACCUCUGCAGGGGAGGAGGCCCAAGGUGAGGAGGGCCCUGCCGCGGCCCAGCUGGACGUGUCGCGCCUGCGCAGCUCUUCCAUGGAGAUCCGCGAGAAGGGCUCCGAGUUCCUGAAGGAGGAGCUGCACAAAGCGCAGAAGGAGCUGAAGCUGAAGGACGAGGAAUGUGAGCGUCUGUCCAAGGUGCGGGAGCAGCUGGAGCAGGAGCUGGAGGAGCUAACCGCCAGCCUGUUUGAGGAAGCCCACAAGAUGGUUCGAGAAGCCAACAUGAAGCAGGCAGCAUCAGAAAAGCAGCUGAAGGAGGCUCGGGGCAAGAUCGACAUGCUGCAGGCGGAGGUGACAGCCUUGAAGACACUGGUCAUCACGUCCACACCAGCCUCACCCAACCGCGAGCUCCACCCACAGCUGCUGAGCCCCACCAAGGCCGGGCCCCGAAAGGGCCACUCACGCCAUAAGAGCACCAGCAGUGCCCUCUGCCCUGCCUUGUGCCCCGCUGCAGGGCACACCCUCACCCCAGACAGGGAGGGCAAAGAGGUGGACACAACCCUGUUUGCAGAGUUCCAGGCCUGGAGGGAAUCGCCCACCCUGGACAAGACUUGCCCCUUCCUGGAAAGGGUGUACCGGGAGGACGUGGGCCCCUGCCUGGACUUCACGAUGCAGGAGCUCUCCGCGCUGGUACGGGCCGCCGUGGAGGACAACACGCUCACCAUCGAGCCCGUGGCUUCACAGACGCUGCCCGCAGUGAAGGUGGCUGAGGUUGAGUGUUGCAGCGCCAACACGUGUGCCCUGAGUGGGCUGGCCCGUGUCUGCCGCCACCGCAUCCGGCUCGGGGACUCUAAGAGCCACUACUACAUCUCGCCAUCCUCCCGGGCCAGGAUCACCGCAGUGUGCAACUUCUUCACCUACAUCCGCUACAUCCAGCAAGGCCUGGUGCGGCAGGACGCGGAGCCGAUGUUCUGGGAGGUCACCAGGCUGCGGAAGGAGAUGUCGCUGGCCAAGCUUGGCUUCUUCCCCCAGGAGGCUUAGGGCAUGGCCUGGCCUGGAGGGGGCUCUGAGCUGGAGCAAACGCCUGCCCCAGGACAAGCAGGCAGAGAGGGAGACGGGGUCCUGGAGCCAGCCCUGAGCCGGAAGCCAAACAGAUGGACCAAUGGACAGGCCAUGGCAGUGCUGAGCCAGCACACAUCUGUCCUGGGACAGACAGGCCUGGACGUCGUGAGAAGACCCUUCUCUCGUCCCCACUGGGUUCUGCAACCAUCAGGAGGAUUUCAAGAAAGCACCAAAGACCAAGGAGCUCGGAGCCUUACUGCGUGGAGGGGGCACUUAGCCCUUGGGAAGGGACAGCUGAGGCGGUCAGCACCUCCUCCCCAGUUCCUUGGGUGCCUUACUGCUGGCAUAUCUUCAGAAAGGGACUGUGCUGGGGUGGCCAGAUCGCCAGGGCAUCCUCCACCCCAGUUCCCAAGCCCUGGGCCACAAGCACCCCCUGUGGCCAUCCCACACCUCAUUCCUUAGUGACGUGCGAGGGCCCGCGGCAGCAGGGCUGGCAGGGCUGGCAGGGCCUCCACAGCUCGCCCACCCAGCCUGUGCGUGGCUGGGGAACUGCCCCAGAGCAUUCUGAGAUGAGUCAGGGCCCCUUGAUAAAGGCCUCCCCUGUCACCUCGCCUCCCUCCCCCAUCCAGCCCUGUGCUCUCAGAGGCCCUGCUCUCAAAACCGCUGGAGGGAUUGGUAAGACACAGACAGGGCCUCAGGACGCCAGUGCCUGUUUUCAGCUGUGGGUGGCCCUGCAGACAACCGGCCCUUGCAUGUCGGGCCAGGGUGGGGCGGGCAGGACCCGGCCCUCCCUCACCCAUCACAGCCCCCUCAGGACCAGGGUUAGGGGCUCCAACCUGGACACAUCUGUCACCCCGUCAGGAUUUCCUUCUUUGAAUGGAAUGUAACGCGAUCUCUAUUUAAUAAAGGAAGGCUUUGUUGGUAGAGGC